AUGUGGACAAUACCCAAACCCCGAUAUAAGAACUGCAACAAAUUGGAUACAAGGGAUGAAGCCGAGAUGGCCGUGAACAUUGGCGGCGUGAGGCUAGUUUUAGACGGCGAUGUGCUUAACCGCUACCCGGAGAGUAGACUUGCAGAACUGAUCAACUGCUCAACUCUGAAUUACGACGUUAUCUACUCACUUUGUGAUGAUUAUGACCCGGGUAAAAAAGAGUUUUAUUUCGACCGGGAUCCUGACGCUUUCAGAUGUAUCAUUGACGUGUAUUACUUCGGUGAGAUUCACAUCAAACGAGGUAUAUGUCCAAUUUGUUUCAUUAAAGAGAUGGAGUUCUGGAAAAUUCACCAAAGCUAUUUGGACGAGUGCUGUAAAAGUUACCUGACUGAAAAAGAGGAAGAGCUGGCAGAGAUUGCCAACAAAGUUAAGUUUAUCUUGGAUGAUCUAGAUGGGGACCCUUCUGUCAACUGCUCAGCGCGGUGUCUAAAGUUCCUUUGGAAACUCAUGGAGAAACCGGAGUCCUCUUUGCCUGCGCGUGGCAUCGCCGUUGCAUCUUUCCUCUUCGUCCUUGUGUCCUCCGUGGUGAUGUGCGUGGGGACCAUUCCAGAAGUCCAAGUAGAAGAUGAAGAGGGGGACCUUGUGGAGCACCCGAUGCUGGAGGCCAUCGAGACAGCCUGCAUUGGCUGGUUCACCGUGGAAUACCUGCUGCGUUUUGUGUCCUGCCCAAACAAACUGCUCUUUUUCCUAUCCUUUAUGAACAUAAUCGACUUCAUGGCUAUCAUUCCCUUCUACGUGGUGUUGACCCUUACUUACCUGGGUACGGCCAUGAUGGAUCUGGCCAAGGUCCAGCAAGCGGUCCAGGCGCUUCGCAUCAUGCGUAUCGCCCGCGUCUUCAAACUGGCGCGCCACUCCUCUGGGCUACAGACUUUCACCUAUGCGCUGAAGAGGAGUUUCAAAGAGCUGGGGUUGCUCCUUAUGUACAUGGGCAUAGGGAUAUUCGUGUUCUCAGCACUGGGCUACACCAUAGAGCAAAGCCACCCGGAGACCCUCUUCAGUAGCAUCCCACAGUCCUUCUGGUGGGCUAUUAUCACCAUGACCACCGUGGGCUAUGGAGACAUUUACCCCAAAACCACUCUAGGCAAGUGCAACGCAGCCAUCAGCUUCCUGUGUGGGGUGAUUGCCAUUGCGUUGCCAAUUCACCCCAUUAUCAACAACUUCGUCAAUUUUUACAACAAGCAGAAAGUGCUCGAGACCGCGGCCAAGCACGAGCUGGAGCUCAUGGAGUUGCAGUCUAGCGAUGAUUCACUGAUGAAGGCAACGCGCAAGUGUGGCGCAGCGGGUGCGUUGGAGAGCUCGAUGCGUACCUCGCGUAGUGAUAAUUGUAUACCACUUCUCGAGGAAUCGACCAGGACUUUGAAGUCGAAAGAUUAUUGCUCGGAAACCGAAUCAUUUUAA
Messenger RNA from Oncorhynchus gorbuscha (pink salmon), 1458 nucleotides. RefSeq names its product potassium voltage-gated channel subfamily F member 1-like. Gene Ontology annotation, biological process: protein homooligomerization; potassium ion transmembrane transport. Gene Ontology annotation, molecular function: voltage-gated potassium channel activity. The transcript has a single exon. NCBI's taxonomy places the organism in Eukaryota, Metazoa, Chordata, Actinopteri, Salmoniformes, Salmonidae. The record is from RefSeq and is a predicted model, not a curated record. The coding region runs from base 1 to 1458 and encodes 485 amino acids. Gene Ontology annotation, cellular component: membrane; voltage-gated potassium channel complex.